Gadus macrocephalus (Pacific cod) is the source of this 3736-nucleotide messenger RNA. It is a transcript of the gene rasef, whose product is annotated as RAS and EF-hand domain containing. Gene Ontology annotation, molecular function: GTP binding; GTPase activity; calcium ion binding. The transcript has 17 exons. The coding region runs from base 301 to 2526 and encodes 741 amino acids. The record is from RefSeq and is a predicted model, not a curated record. NCBI's taxonomy places the organism in Eukaryota, Metazoa, Chordata, Actinopteri, Gadiformes, Gadidae.
ACACCCUCACAAACGGGGUUUCUCCCACUCAAACGAAACGUGUCAACAAGGGUUAGGAAACGACCUACAGUCCUACCUUUGUAUGACAAAACGCAAGAACAGCAACUAUAAUGGAACAAUUUCGGAUUUGUAGCCAUAUUUGGAACUUAUAAACGAACAGAUGUAAACUGGGAUGGCUGUUGUUUUCGGACAUCGUGUUGUUUACAAGGAUUAACGGGAACAAAGUGUCCAAGUAAGCUUCUUUGAGAGUGCCAAUAACUCCCUUAUUCAUCCAGCCAGGGCAGCGCGGUGCCUUUGGGCAUGAGCGCGUUGGAGCAGGAGCGGCUGCGCACGCUCUUCCACGCCUAUGAUGCGAAUCAUUCGGGGCGGAUUGAAAAAUGUGAGUUCUUAACCCUCUGCUCGGAGCUCGGAGUGUCGGUGAGCGAACCGGAGAGAAUAUUCGACCAGCUGGACGUAGACCAAGACGCUACGGUUACCUUGGAAGAGUUCAUCAACGGCUUCCAGGAACGCUACGUGAACGGCCCAGGGAUGCUGGAGGCGGAUGGCUCCGUGGCCUGGGAGGACUUCGAGAGAAGGCUGGGAGAACAGGCGAUGUUCAUACCCAGGAAGGAGCAGGCGGCGACUCUGUACCAGAACAUCCGUCUGACAGAGCCCCGGCUCAUGCAGCAGUAUGAGAGGGUCAUCCUCAACUUCACCAAGGAGAUCAGACAGCACAACGGGGAAAUGGAGAACCUAGCACUGGCUGUCAAACGGGCGCAGGACCAAGCAACCAUGCAGCUCAGUGAGAUGGAGGAGGAGAUGGACCAUCGCAUCCAAGCAGCCGAGAAGAAGUCACGCCAUCAGGAAACGUUACGAACAGAGGCAGCACUUAAUGAGUUGCGUCGUUCCUACGAGACGGAGAUCUGUGAGUUGCAGUGUAAGAUCCAACGCAUGCAGGUGAUAGAAGAGAAGUUCAAGAACAUCAGCAACAGGGAUGAGAGCUUCUCCCUCAAGAAGAGGAUCAACGAGCUCACGAUAGAGAACCAGCGGUUGAAGCAGGACCUCAUGAAGUCCCAGACCAACAUCGCCUGUCUGCAGAGUGAGAUGGACUCUCUGAAGACCGACCUGACGGAUCAAAGCAUGAACUCUGAACGAGACGAAGAGAUGAUGAAAGUGUUUUCUGAUGAGAGGGACAGUCUGGAGAGACAGAUAGAGGUGCUACAGUUGGCAAACAGGAAGCUUCAUGACUCUAACGAUGGUUUAAGGACAUCACUGGAGAGGGGCAACAAGACAGGAGGCAGUGUGACGGAUUUCAAGAAAAACAGAAGCAAAAGCAUCUGCUACUCGUCACCGUACGCCUUAAUCGACAGGUUGUACGAGCGCUCGGAGGAGGAGCCGGAGGAGCGCCUGUACCGCCGUCGGCCCAGCUGUGACGCCCUGGCCCUGGCCAUGUGCGACCCGGGCCUCCGCCGACGCCACAGCAGCGAGUGUGAGGAGGACAGCCUGCCGGAGAGCUGCAUGGACAGUGGGCUGUCCACGCUGAGGGGCUCGCGGGGGGAGUACGACUCUGAGCCCGAGGUCAAAUGUCAGGAGGAGGAGGAGGAAAAGGGGGAGAAAGAGGAAGAAGAAGAGGAGGAGAAGGUGGAAGGGAAAGAGGUGGCGGAGGAGACGACGGAAGAAGAGGAGAAGGAGGCGGACGAGGAGGAGGAGGAGGCGAAGGCGGUGAACCGAGGAGUGAAUGACACUGAGGAUAGCAUGACGGGAGAUUACUCUGAGGUUGAUCCAACGGAGGCACAAGAUGGGGAUUCACAGUUUGGGUCUGACAGUGGUUUGGACUGGAUGACAUCUCAGCCUGUCAGCAGAAAGAAUUCUGGGACUUCCAACACGACUCGCAAAGCCCUUACUGCCUUCACGGCUCAGGAGAGGCCGAGGGACUGUGUAGAGCUGGGCUUCAUGUCGUCGGAGAAGGCCUACCGCAUCGUGCUGGCCGGGGACGCGGCCGUUGGCAAAUCCAGCUUCCUCCUCCGCCUCUGCAAGAACGAGUUUAAAUUGAAUGGCAGCGCUACUCUGGGAGUGGAUUUCCAGAUGAAGACUCUCACUGUUGACGGAGAGCCUACUGUUCUUCAGCUAUGGGACACUGCAGGACAGGAGAGGUUCCGCAGCAUCGCAAAGUCCUACUUCCGUCGUGCCGAAGGCGUGCUGCUGCUGUACGAUGUCACCUGUGAAAGGAGCUUCCUCAAUGUGAGGGAAUGGGUUGACAUGAUCGAGGAUUUGUCACAUGAUGACAUACCCAUCAUGUUGGUAGGCAACAAGUGUGACAUGAGGCAGCAAGGAAUAGUCUGUGUCCCUACCAGCUAUGGAGAAAAACUAGCUAUGACCUACAACGCUAUGUUCUGUGAGACAAGUGCUAAAGACGGGUCCAAUGUCCUGGAGGCUGUUCUACACCUGGCCAGAGAGGUCACUAAGAAGGUCCUAUUGGAAGACAGGUACGUGUCAACUACAAGUUUGAAACCUUCAAGGAACAAACCUGUCACCUCCUGUUGCUGACAGACCUGAGGUACAACUCCAGACAGCUGUAUUGUCACUGAACACUGAACAAGACACUCUUCCUCUUCUGCAUUCUGAGAAAUUAACUCUAAAGAAGAAUAUGGUGACUGGAACAUGACAGCAAUUUCAUUUUAUCAGAACAAAGUAUAUAAGAAAUGGUGUGGAUACGUUCAGCACACUGCAACCUUGGCUUUGCUGCUUUCUAGAGUUCUCUCUCUCAAUUCGGCUUUAAGUCCUCAGCUUAAGUCUUUGCUAGCUAUGUAACUCUGUGAUAAAUAAGAUCCUUGUACAUGUCCUAAGUCGUAUGCAGUUGUUAACAUGACCCCUAUUUAAGAAGUUGUUUGGUUGUUUGGUUGUUUGGAAGUUGGUUUUUGGACGUGAUGCAAGUAUAAGUGAGAUUUGUGUAUGUAGCAAGAAAGGAAUGUUCAUUGAACUGUGUAUUUGUCACUUAUUUUAUUUUUAUUGACAUAUUACCUCCUGCGCUGGGCACAGGCAUUAUGCAAAGUUGAACCAUUUUGAAGACAUUUGAUGAGAAGGAAAAUAACACAAGGGUAUGUAGUCUAAUGCUUAGGCUGGAUGUUUAGAAUAACACAUUUAUGUUUAUGUUCAUAUUUUAGUUGUAUAUGAAGGACUUGUGCUAUGAAGGAACUUGCUGUGAGUCUCAUCCAGAUUUAUGAGAAAGGGUUGGUCUGUCACAAUUUGCAGUAAGAAUUGGAGAUUAAGUGUCUCUAGGGACAAAAUGAUUCAGAGAAUUCCUGAAAUGAAGGUACUCAAAUAUCAGAGGAGGACGCUGAUAAAAAAUUAUAUAAAAAUCCUUAUGUGAUACUUUUUUGGAAUUUAUUUAUGACUCCACUGCUUUAAUAGUCUCGUGGAUUUAUAGUGUUAAAUUGACUUGACAAUCUAAUAGAGCUAUUCUAGAAGCUAUUAAUAGUAUUUAAUGUUGGGCGAUUGUUUUGCAUAUUGCUCAAAGUGAAACAAAAUGUGUGAUGAUUUGGAGAAUAUGUGUAUGUGCCUUUUUCUUCUUUACUUCAUGAGACCAUAUUAUGCAACAGAGGCUGCCCAACAUAAUAUAUUUCCUAAGUAAAUGUGAUAAAAAAAUACUCAGACCAAUCCUACACAAGGUAUGAUAUGUAUAAUUUCCGCAAUAAAAAAAGCUAAUCUAACAACUAGACCAAUGUUAUAUAAUUGGUUGAGUUGUGUGCUAACAUUA